Messenger RNA from Aspergillus novofumigatus IBT 16806, 744 nucleotides. RefSeq lists its product as uncharacterized. The record is from RefSeq and is a predicted model, not a curated record. The coding region runs from base 1 to 744 and encodes 247 amino acids. The transcript is spliced from 2 exons. NCBI's taxonomy places the organism in Eukaryota, Fungi, Ascomycota, Eurotiomycetes, Eurotiales, Aspergillaceae.
AUGCCUCCGAAGCGCACGAAAAAAGCUACCUCGGCAGCAAAAAACCCACCAUCUCCCCCACUGUCCGAGAAGAAUGCCACGACAACACACGCACCCGAGGCCGAGCCCAAACCCGAGCCCGAGCUCGAGUCCACUGACCAUGCCAGCCCACCCAGCUCCCAACAAAGCGAGAUAACGGACACCAUCGCCUUCGAAUCAGACGAAGAAAUGCCCGAGGAAACCGAACACACCAUCACCGAAGAAGCAGCCAAACAGAAAAAACCCGGCUACGCAGGCGGAUACAACGCCCUCAAGUCCUUCAAGGGACAGGUAUACUCCGGAAUGGCAGUAGGCGGCUCACACACCUGGACCUACGACGCGGGAACCUGGAAAGAAACCAAAGAAGAGCCGGACCUCUGGCGGAUCGACUACCAGUACCACUGGCUGAUCGUGGCGCAUCAGCAUGUGAAGAAGGUGGAUGCGAACACCUACGAGACGCACUUGACGGGCUCAAAGUACAAGCUGGCGUAUAAGUCCGCGUCGUCGAACUCGUGGUCGAUUCCUACGGUGAAGAAGCAGCGCGAGAGGGAGGUGGAGCUGCUUGAGGAUGCGAAGCAGAGGGUUCAAGGGCUGCCGCCGGUGUUGGCGGCGGAGAAGAUCAGGGUGGAGAAGCAUGAGAAGGGGCAGCAGAGGUUGGAUAGCAUGUUUACCAAGGCUGGAAGUGCGGAUUCGGGAUCGAAGAAGAGGAAGAUUGAUACGACUUAG